Molecule: messenger RNA, 1182 nt
Organism: Triticum turgidum subsp. durum (durum wheat)
Lineage: Eukaryota; Viridiplantae; Streptophyta; Magnoliopsida; Poales; Poaceae
Source: the annotation of a GenBank genome assembly
AUGCUCUGCCUCCGCCUCCGCCUCCGAUGUCGCGCCCUCUCCCAGCUCCUCUCAUCGUCCCCCUCCGCCUCUCCCAUCUCCCACCUCCUCGGCUACCACAGCCGCCUCCUCUCAGCGGCCGCGCCCGUCGUCUCCCCGAACCCUAGCUUCGCCGUCGAGGAGUACCUCGUCUCCACCUGCGGCCUCGCCCGAGCGCAGGCCUUCAAGGCCUCCGUCAAGCUCUCCCACCUCAAGUCCCCCUCCAACCCCGACGCCGUCCUCGCCUUCCUCGCCGGCCUCGGCCUCUCCGGCGCCGAUGUGGCCGCCCUGGUCGCCAGGAACCCCCAGGUGCUCUGCGCCGGCGUGGAGAGGACCCUGGCCCCCAACGUCGCCGCGCUCACCGGCCUCGGCCUCUCGCGCUCCGACAUCGCGCGCCUCGUCUCGGUUGCCGGCAACCACUUCUGCUGUAGAUCCAUCGUCGCCAAUAUACAGUACUGCCUGUGCCUGCUCGGGUCCUACGAGAAUCUCCUCUCUGCUAUCAAGCGCAAUUUCUACAUUCUCUCGUCCGACCUUGAGAGAGUGAUCAAGCCCAAUGUCGCAGUCCUGCGAGAGUUUGGGCUUGGUCCUUGUGAUAUUGCCAAGCUGUGUGCCUCUCAGCCAUGGUUGCUCACCUGCAACGUAGAGCGUAUCCGGGCGAUGGCGGUGAGCGUCCAAGGUCUGGGUGUGCCCCGUGGAUCUGGGAUGUUUAGGCAUGCGCUGGAUGCUGUUGCAUUCGUCAGCAAGGAGAAAAUCGCCGCCAAAGUGGAGCACCUGAAGAAAACAUUCAGGUGGUCGGAUGCUGAGGUGGGCAUUGCUGUUUGUAAGGCUCCACAGGUACUGCACAGGUCCAAGGAAUCGCUGCAGAGAAGGUCAGAGUUCCUCAUCUCCGAUUUGGGGUUGGAACCCGCAUACAUUGCUCGUCGCUCGGUGAUGCUCUUGUACAGCCUGGAGGGCCGGCUAAGGCCCCGGAGCUACGUCGUUAAGUUUCUUAAGGCAAAUGGAUUGCUAGAUCCCGACCGGGACUUGUAUACCGCAGUCACACUGAGUGAGAAGGUAUUCAUGGAGAAGUUCAUAUGCCCUCACAAGGAAGCUGCACCCCACCUUGCUGAAGAUUAUGCAGCAGCUUGCAGAGGGGAAUUGAUGGCUAAUUUCAGAUUUACAUGA